AUGGUUCGGUUUCUUGCAGCCCUCUGUUGAAACCACAAUUAUAUUUCUUGAAAUCUCUCUUAAGAAUCAUGUUUAUCAUCAUUAUACCUUCCUGUCUACGUGAAGAAAUGGAAUAGAAUAAACCACAGAGGUCUGCUUUACACCCUUUUCUUACUUUAUUUGUGCUCAGAGUGUAUUAGCUUUUUCCCAUUCAAAGUUCUUCUUGUCAGAUCAAAAAUCCAUAUAUUCUAAGACCUAUCUCUCUGAUCUGAUCAAGACCCACUUCCCAAAAUGCAGAUUCUAGGAUGGGUUUCUAAGCUUUUACUGCUAUCCUUCUUUCUUGCUGUGGUUUCACCACUGUCACUUGCUCAAACAAUAACCCCACUGCAGACCUCAGUUUGCUCAGAGGCGGACAGGGUAGCUCUUCUUGGCUUCAAAGCAAGAAUCUUGAAGGAUGCUACAGAUAUUCUCUCUUCAUGGAUAGGGAAGGAUUGUUGUGGAGGGGAUUGGGAGGGUGUUCAAUGCAACCCUGCUACAGGUAGGGUUACUGAUUUGGUGUUGCAGGGACCUGCGAGGGACAGUGGCAUUUACAUGAGGGGCACUUUGUCACCUUCUCUUGGCAGUUUGGCAUUCUUAGAGGUGAUGGUGAUAAGUGGUAUGAAGCAUAUUGCAGGUCCUAUUCCUGAAAGCUUCUCUAGUUUGACCCAUCUCACACAAUUGGUCCUAGAGGAUAAUUCUCUUGAAGGGAACAUUCCUCCUGGUUUAGGCCGUUUGCCCUUGCUCAAUAUCCUCUCAUUGAAUGGAAACCAUUUGAGAGGGCAGAUUCCUCCAAGCCUAGGUAAUUUUAAAAAGCUCCAGCAGUUGAGUUUAGCAAGAAAUUUGUUAUCAGGUCCUAUCCCAACCACUUUCCAAAAUUUCCUUAGUUUGCAAUCUCUUGAUUUGAGUUUCAAUUUGUUGUCUGGGUUGAUUCCAGAUAUUCUGGGGCACUUUCAAAACCUCACCUUCAUUGACCUGUCCAAUAACCAAUUGUCUGGGCUCUUACCACCUUCACUGUUCAGCCUGGUCAAACUUCAGGACUUGUCCCUGGAUCAUAACCAGCUGACAGGAAGAAUCCCAAACCAAAUUGCAGGCCUAAAAUCUCUUACUCAUCUCUCUUUGAGUUCUAAUAGGCUUACAGGUCAAAUCCCUUCAUCCAUUUCAAGCUUACAGAACCUUUGGUACCUUAACUUAUCCAGAAAUGGGCUCUCAGAUCCCUUUCCAGUUAUUCAAGGCAGAGGUCUUCCUUCUCUAUUGUCAAUAGACCUGUCCUACAACCACCUCAGUUUAGGGACAGUUCCUGCUUGGAUCAAAGAUAGACAACUUUCAGAUGUUCAUCUAGCUGGCUGUAAACUUGAAGGAAACCUUCCAAAAUUUACAAGACCAGAUUCUUUGAGCUCUUUAGACCUAUCUGAUAACUUCCUCGUAGAUGGCAUUGCUGGUUUCUUCACCAACAUGUCUAAUUUGCAAAAGCUCAAGCUGUCAAACAACCAAUUGAAGUUUGACCUUUUCGACAUCAAAUUGCCGGAUGGAAUUUCUUCAAUCGAGCUCCAAUCAAAUCAGCUCAGUGGGUUUCUCUCAAGGAUCUUAAAUAACAGGACAUGCAGCUUUUUGGAGGUUUUAGAUGUAUCAGGGAACCAAAUUUCAGGCACAAUGCCAGAAUUCAUUGAAGGAUUGAGCUUGAAGGUUCUAAACAUAGGAAGCAACAAGAUUACAGGUCAGUUCCCUGGUUCAAUCUCAAACCUGAAAGAACUGGAGAGGAUGGAUAUUUCAAGGAACCAGAUAACAGGCACCAUUCCAACUACCUUGGGGCUCUUGUCGAAUCUUCAAUGGCUUGACCUAUCUAUCAACAGACUCACAGGGAAAAUCCCAGCCAGCUUGUUGGGGAUUACAAAUCUGAGACAUGCAAGCUUCAGGGCCAACAGGCUUUGUGGAGAGAUCCCACAAGGUAGACCUUAUAAUAUCUUCCCUGCAGGUGCUUAUGCUCACAAUCUAUGCUUAUGUGGCAAACCUCUGCCACUUUGUAGGACAAAGAAAUGAAAAAUAAGGAGAAAUGGGCCAGUCUGAUGCUGACUCAAUUACCAAGGAUACAAGCUCAAUAUCAAAUGAGCAUUGUCACCUGAGGCAAGGAUGGCAGUUUAUGUUUUCUGCAACAGUUAUAGUUCAUUUUUUGUUCUUUUGCUUAAAAUUCCUGUAGCCAUGUUUAGUGAUACAUGUCAUGUCAUUGAAGAAAUAAAAUCCCAUUAUUUAUAGCCA
Messenger RNA from Populus nigra (black poplar), 2271 nucleotides. RefSeq names its product LRR receptor-like serine/threonine-protein kinase GSO1. Gene Ontology annotation, molecular function: protein binding. Bases 271 to 2055 code for a protein of 594 amino acids. The record is from RefSeq and is a predicted model, not a curated record. Lineage: Eukaryota; Viridiplantae; Streptophyta; Magnoliopsida; Malpighiales; Salicaceae. The transcript has a single exon.